AUGACACCAUAUCAAUAUGGUAUCGUGACCCUUAAAGAUUAUGAUAAAUAUUGUUAUUAUGCCGCAGGAUUGCCUGGCAUAAGUCUUACCAGAUUAUUUGCCGUCAGUGGAUUAGAAGACCCAGGAAUUGUCAAGAACCUAGAAUUAGCAAAUACAAAGAAACAUUAA
Messenger RNA from Diversispora eburnea, 168 nucleotides. The record is from the annotation of a GenBank genome assembly. Lineage: Eukaryota; Fungi; Glomeromycota; Glomeromycetes; Diversisporales; Diversisporaceae.